Styela clava is the source of this 16361-nucleotide messenger RNA. Its product is annotated as E3 ubiquitin-protein ligase HERC2-like. The record is from RefSeq and is a predicted model, not a curated record. Gene Ontology annotation, molecular function: zinc ion binding; ubiquitin-protein transferase activity. Gene Ontology annotation, biological process: protein ubiquitination. Lineage: Eukaryota; Metazoa; Chordata; Ascidiacea; Stolidobranchia; Styelidae.
AAUUUUUUAUCUGCAACUUGUUGUUUUGUUUCAGUCAAUCUUUCGAACUGGUUUUCCACGGUUUUAAGGGAUGUACAAAUUCAAGUUUAAUGAUCCAUCUUCGGAAAAUUACCUAUCUUAAUGAAGAUGUUCGUGCGUUCAUCGCAGCUGGUUCCUGACAAAGGAAAGACUGGCGAAUGGAUAAAAAGAAAUCCUUUUGAACUUGAUGACAAAGAUGAAGUAUGUAAGAUUUGGAAUUCCAUGAGCGGUGAAGAAGGAGAAAUAAAUAUUUUAUUUCGAUAUGGACAAAACAGAAGUUUAGAUUUUAUGAGAAAUGAGUGGAGAUGGGGCAAAGAACCAGAUCUUCAAAGCUUGAAAUUGCAUCUUGCAAACAGUUUUGGAUCAUUAGAUGAGGUUGCUAAAGCAGAAGCUUGUCAAUCUCCUCUUUAUAUUGAUAUGUUCAACAAACUUUACGUUAACAAAAGAUAUUAUGAAGCAGUUGCUGAUCAUUUGAGAUUUAGAGAUUGCAAAUCACAGGAUCAUAGAGGAAUAAAAUCAAAAAUAACCGCUUACAAAUUAAGAUCUGAUGACAAUGCUGCUUCUACUGAAUUAGAGUCACCUUUGGAUAAUUUGGCUCAAGUUGGAAGUAAAGUAGCUCUGUCGUUUGCUUUUACAUUCCUCAAAAGAGCAUGGAGAUCAAGCGAAGAUUCUGAUUUAUGCACAGAUUUAUUACAGGACACUCUAUUUGCUUUUCGUGCUCUUCCGCCAGCAUCCAUGUAUGAUGUUUCAAAAAUAUCCAAAACCUGGAUUAAUGUUGUCGACAGAUCAAAAGAAUUUCUAAAAUCGGUUGCUUGUGGGGACUUGGGCAACACACAUGAUGUGGGUUCUUCUGUUCAUACAAUACCAAUAUCAGAUCAACAUUUAGCAAUAGAUUUACUCCUGGAAAUAUCAUUGCAAAAAGGAACUUUAUGCAGCAUUUUGGAAAUCUUGUUUUAUUUGUUGAACAUGUGGGAAGCGAGGAAACAACAUCCGGAACAAAAGAAAAAUCAUCAACGAACUAGUGGUCCUCUUUCAUCAUUUCUGAAGAGAGUUCGAGCUUUGAUUAUGAAAUUGAAAUUGGAACAAGAGAUCUAUGCUGAAAUUGAAUUAGAAAAUCAAGAUUCAUCUUCUAAUGAUGACAAGACUGAUGUGAAUGACUUUUUGCUUGAGAAUUUGUAUUUUCCUGACAAUGAUGAUGUGUUUCUAGAUUUUCAACAAGUUGUCGUUUUAUCUCUUGCUUAUUUGAGUCAACUCGCAAAACCUUUACUGAGGAAUAAAUGUAUUGUUAAUGUGAAUUAUGAAAAGGAAAAAUUGUUUGAAUAUGGCAAAUUUGACAAGGAGUUUAAAGUAUUAGAGUGGAACAACAAUGGCAAUUUUGCUUCUCCCAAACUGCUCAAUGGUCUCAACGAUGUAAAAGAUAUUCUACUUGGUGAUCUAUUUAAUGUUGCACUCACGCGAUCGGGUGAAAUACUCAUAUUUGGUCAUUUCCAUGAAUGGUCCGAAGCGGGUAUAUGUGAUGCAAGAAAAAAUGGCAGAAUGAAGGUUGUUAAGCUGAAAACUGACAGAGUGAAAUUUGUAAAAAUAUCUAUGAAUCAAAUAUCUUCAUACUUUUUAGCCUUAUCAGACAAAGGUGUUGUUUACAUAUGUGGUACAGUGUCUUUGUGCCCUAUUACACUGAAAUGUCAAAAAUUCUCGGAUGAACUUACCAAUAUUGAUAGUUUUGUCUCAUUGAAAGGAUUGGGAAAAAUUAUUGACAUAGCAUGCGGUUCAUAUUAUGUUGCAAUGAUUGCUGAAAAUGGAAAACUGUAUUACUGGAAUAUAGCUCAGAAUAAAGAUUCAAAUCGACCAAAAACAUUUGAUCAAUUGAAGAAGCAAUACAUCGUCAGUUUUUCCAGCAGUCCAUCUGAUAGUCAUGCAUUAGCGUUAACCGUAGAUGAUGAGAUCAUAACAUUUGAUAUUGAGAGCGGAGGAGUUUUAAAACUGAAAGAAAGCGUCCAAUUAAAUCUGGAUGAAAAUUCAGAAACAUAUGAAACAGUACGAAUAAAAAAAAUUUGUGCAUGUAACCAAUUUUCUGCUGCAAUAACAAACACAGGAAAAAUGUAUAUCUGGGGUACCAAUGUUGGUGGUUUAGUGAAACAACAAACCGUGACCAUUCAAAUGCCAAUUAUGGUUGAAGGUAUAGCAGAAAUAUCAAAUAUCCUAUCUGAUAACACAUAUGCUUAUGUGCUUUGUGAAAAUGGCUCGGUUUUGAAAUGUCCACGACAACCAAAUGAUUAUAGUUUUGCAUCCUGUUUUGGGAGGAAAGUAUCAGGAUUUGCGAUUGGACCUUACUACACUAUAUCUUGGGGGAUCAGCCAUUUUCCUGAAAGCAAUUUACCACAAAAUCUACCUUUUAUAUUACAAGCAACUGAUGAUACGUUGCUUCAGUUGGAUCAAUUCUUAACCAAGUUGUCUACAAAUAUUGAUCUGUCCUGGCCUCCAUCUCAAGAAAGGGAAUGUAUGACUGUUGCUAUUCUCAAUAUAUUGCGAUUACAACUGCAAGAAAAAAUUUGUCAUUUUAUACAAGAUAAUACAAUUCAUGGUACAAUGGAAUCGAAUCAAUGCAUCAAGAGUUUAAAGAAGAAUAUUAUUUAUCUUGCAAGCACACCAGGGAUAACCACAUCUAUCCAGUCCUGUGCUCAAAGUUGUCUGGAAUCAUCGUGGUGUAUCUUGAUUCCAUCUGCUUCAGAGCGAGUGGAAGAACUAAUGAACGUUUUGCGAUGUUGUUCCGAGACAGAUAAGCCUCAUCUUGCACAGGUAUUUCUAGUUGAAUUGUUAUUGAACAGCCUUCAAAUAGGAGAAGAUAUAGAAAUAUUGAUAAAAUCUGCAAUUGAUGAUAAAUCUGAAGCAAUUGAUCCUUCGAAAAAUGAGAAGGAACAAAAAGCAAAACUAGAAGGAAAACUUGCAGAUUUUGAUGAAGACAAUCAAGAUGAAAUAAGCAUGAAGGAAAGUCCUAUUGCAUGUGACAACUUUCUCAUAAAGCUUAUAGACUUGAUAUUGAUAGCAGUUUCUAGGCAAACACUGCAAAUUUUAAAGAAAAAUUCUGACAAAAAUGAAGGGACAGACUUGAAUGAAGCACUGACAGAAAAUCCAUAUUGUUCAAAGAAGAAAACAAGAAAUUGUCCUGCUCUGAAAUUUUUAUUUAAAUUUCAAACAAUCCUGACAGGCCAUUUGUUUGAUCCAAAGAAGCACAACGUCAGAAGCGCCAAUUUGAUGAGAAAUUAUACAAUGCUCAUGUGCAACCAUAUGUCAUCUAUAUUGAACGAAUGUUUAUCUUUUAUCGGUGAAGAAGUAGAUGCUUCCAAAUUUUAUUUUGUGUCACAAGUUUUGGAAACUGAUGCUGGAUGUUCAUUGUUUUCUUCUCUGGUGACAGCAAUACUUGUGAUUCAAAUUGAGCAUGGUGAAGAAAAUCGAAUCUUCUGUGACAAUCUCGACCUCAGAAUCGAUUUUAACGUAACAAAAUCUUUAUCAAAACUACUCAAGCUCUUAGAUACUUUCAAUUCUCUUGCACCAAAUGCAAAACAAGAAGAAGAUUAUGCAAUGAGUUUUCCACAUGUACAGUCAGAUAAGAAACCUUCAGAUUUCUUCGAAAACAACGAGGAAUCCCUCCCUAUAAUUCGUUGGUUCGAUUUGGAAAAUCAUAACUUGGACGGUGGAAAUUGGAUUGUUAUUGACGAUAAAGUAUUUGAUGUUGGACCUGGAGAUGACUGCACUGCAGGUACAAAGGACCAAAGAAAAGGUUCUCAUAUGUUGGUUGGAAAAUAUUUGUCCCCAGAAAAAGAUGUUCCGAUUGAUUUGUUGAGUUUUAACAAGGAUUCAAUGUAUUCACAUUUAACCGAUGUAACAAGAAUGCUUGCUGUGCUCAUAUCAACUCAUCUUUCACAACUUCAAACUCAUGAAAUGGCUCACAAAAGACUGGAAAAAAUUCCAAAGAACAUUCGAAAGUUGAUAAAACAUGGAACUGCCAUGAAGUUUUAUAAUGACAUAGAAUACAAAUCUUUACCUCGUGCUUAUGUGGAAGAAUCAACCCCUGAACUAUCAUUAUGUGAAGCUAUUUCACGAACUCAUCCAACCGCAGAAGCAUUUCUUACUUCUCUUAUUGAGCUGGAUAUCUCUGAAGCCACAUUGACAAAACAAAAAGUUUCACUUGAUCAGGAGAAUACAAAACUAGAAGAAGCUCGUACAGCUGCAACACAUUUCUUAAAAAAAUUUGAACAGACAUGCAGAAAGCAUGGUGUGGCUAUGCAUUCACAUUCAUCUGACAGAGCAGUUUUGGAACAGUUUGGUCGGUAUUACAUAGCAUGUCUUCUCAAGCAUCAUAAUCUGGUAGAUGCAACAAUCACUCAUUCUCAAUAUAAAAGUUCUCAUAACAAACAUACUCGAUUUCCACACAUUGUUCAUCAACUAUGUCUCGUUGUCGUUCGAGCCAAAUUGAAAAUUAUUCAAGACCACCAGUCGUCAGAAAAGUCAUAUGAACAAAUUUGUGAACCUUUGAUGAAACGUUUGGACUUCUUAUUGAAAGAUAUUCUUCCACCUACUUCUGAUUUGUGUGAAAUGAUGUCUCAUAAUGUAGGAGCUCCUUUGAGCAGAUGGAAACAUGCCUUUCAAGUUUUGCGAGAACAGAAAAUGGAAUCUUCUUCAGGUGAUCAAAAUGAUUCGAUUGAACAACAUUUGGAAAGUGAAGAAGAUCAAAGUGAACUUAAUGUCAAAAUUGAUUGUGACUCAGCAGAAAUUGUACCUGCUUCAUCAUCAUCUUCAGAGGGAUCUCCUGCAAAUCUGACCAAAGUAAAAAUAAAGAAAAAUGAUUCUGAGGAUGAAUGUGAAAAAAUAUUGGAAAAACAAAUUCCAAAGAGAUCUAUUGAUUCAUGGAAAUUACUUUACCAAGUGGCUUCUUCAAAAAAGUUUCGUAAAAUAUUGUCAGAUCGAAUGAAUGGUCCGGAAUCCAUUGAUGAUGACAUCACAUCAGCAAUCAACGAUUUUGUCUUUAAACCAACCGUGAAUUUGCCUGAUAUUCGUCUUACAAUGGCUGAAGCCAGUGACAGCGUCUCCAUCUGUAUCAAUUCGAUUUUAACAAUGUUUGAUGUUUUUGAUGAAACAUUUUCAAUGCCUUCUACUGUCUUCUGCCUGAGAAGUGCUUGGGGUGGACUUCUACAUCAUCAAUAUGGUGGAAUAAAUAGUAAAUCAACCAUGCAAAUAGAAGCAGAAAAGGAGACUGAAAAGAAGAAACGAGCUGAAGAAGAAGCAAAACCUGAAAAUGAAAAAACAACUUUUAUUGGAUGCGAAAGGAAACAAUCUAUUUAUGAAAAUAUUAUUUCAUCAGAUCGAUCACUUCCAGUUCGACCUCACAUGACGGUUUUGUUGCGAAUGAUCAGAAAACAUUUCAUGUAUCGAGUUAUUGAUGAAUUGUGUGAUGAAAUGAUUGAUGUUCUUCCUAAUUCUGACAAAAAUUUAUUGAACUCUUCGCUGAACAUUUCUGCGCAUUCUAAAUUUCCAAGAAUAAAUCGACAUACCUUGAUCAGCAAAAGCAGGAUUUUGAGUGAAAAAAUUCGAAUGUUGCAUUUUGCAUGGAGUACAACAGACUUCGAUUUAUCUCAGUCCAUACUUUUUGGCUGCCAGACAUUGCUUGAAAAAUUAUUGGUUUAUAUUCAUCAACAUGAUAUUUUUCCUGUCCAAGAUCAAUAUCAGAAAACAAAAGACAAAGAAAAGAAAUCUGCUGAGAUUUCCGAUCAAUGUAUUUUGGAUCCUGAAAGUAUUGCAAGAAAAAAAGAGAAAAUAAAACAAAUGGAAAGCGGUCCUCAACUUGUAAAAGCAAUGCAUUAUUGCACAAAAGUUGUCAGAGGACGAGAUUGGAAAUGGCAAAAUCAGGAUGGAACUCCUCCGAAACCUGGCGAAGUUGUCGGACUCCCUGAUGAUGGAUGGGUUAGAGUUAGAUGGCAAUCUGGUAUCACAAAUUCAUACAGAAUGGGCAAGGAUGAUAAAUAUGAUGUUAAACUUUUAUUUCCUGAACAUCACAUCAAUAUAUAUGAAGAUGAUGAUGACAGUGGAGAUAAAGAUGUUUUCAAUAAAACAUUAUCAAGAUGGAAAUAUACUUCUAGUACGAGUGGUAAAGGCUCACCACUGAGACCUAUUAAAGAUUUGGGAGAGAUUGCUUCUUUAUCUUUACAAGUACAGUUUCUGGCAACAAUUCAGUGUAAUCAUCUGAAUGAUGGCGUAGGGAGAAUCAUCAGCAAAAGAAUGUACAGUAUAAUUGAUCGUUCAAAUGGACAUUCGUUACAAAAGAUUGGAGUUUGGCAUAGUCUUGAAUUUGUACGAAUGCUCAUGACAAACAAAGAUCUUGCGACAUUUUUUACGACUCCUGCAUGGCUACAAUUAUUAAAAGAUGUCAUAGGUCACGAUUAUUGUUCUGUCAAUGAAGGAAAUGUUGAAGAACAAAUCCAAGCAAUGUGGUUACUCGGAAAAGUAUUGUCGUCACUCCCUCAUGAUUCAAAAACUUUUCCAUCGCAACGAGACUCAAUUGUCAAAUAUUUGUUUAAAACACUGGGAUUAUUAGUUCUUGGACUCAAACUUCAAGAUCCGACCUUACACUCCUGCAAAAAUGCAUUUCUGAAGAGAAACCCAUUUAUGCCUGGAAUUUCAACAUUUUCUGAUCAUGCUGGUACUAUCGCAGAAGAUAUUGUUGUUUUAUUGAGAAAACUGCACACUGAUAUUCAUUGGAAGGACAAAAUCAGCGACACAAUCUGUUCUAAUCUCCAAUUCAUACCAUCGUUUAUGCUAUCAGCAACAAAAAAUGCUCAUGAACUUAAUGAAGAGAAGUUGUCAUCUGCUGUUGGCACGUUGGCAAUGAUUUGUCAAGCAGAUAGAAGGAUCCGAGUUGGCGGUGCCGUGUUGCAACAAGACAAAUCGAGAUAUGGAUCCAGCAAAGAAAAAGGAAUUGGUGUUGCUGCAGAAGUCGAUCAACCUGAUGGUAAAGUUACUGGAUAUAUGAAAUGGUCAUGGAGUCGAGAAACAUACAUGAGUACCAUGGAUCACAAUGAAAUGAAGCCGUUACCUCCAGAAAAAAAGUUUCUCUCUGAUGCUCUUGAUUGGUCACAAGAUUUGAUAUCUGCCUGCAGUCAGUUAUUGAAGAUUGCUCUCUUGCCGAUCAAUACUUUUGUUCAAAGCGCUAAUUUGUUGGAAAGAAAUGAAAUAGCGAAGAUAUCUAGUGGCGCUCGCCCUAAAAAUAAAUCUCAUCUGACACCUAGAUUAGACCAUAAUCUUGAGGAACAACUUGAACUGUGCAAACUUCAACUUCAUCUGUUUUUGUUGAGAUCUCUGCCUAUAUUAUUCCAAGAUCAAAACAUACUGAGAAGUGUUUUAAAAUUCGCUCCGAUAUCUGCUAGUUAUGAUACUGAAAAAACACAAGAAAUUGACGAUGAAACAUCCAUAGAAAAUAAAGGAAUGGAAAUUCAACAAGAAGAAGAAGUAAUAUCACAACUAUCAUCGUCUUGUCCCAGCUCUUCUAAUAAUCUUCUACAAAACGAAAGCAUUCGAAAAAUGGCUUCAGAAGGGAAUUUGACAAGAGUUAAAACUGGCGACAACAAUGUUUUUUCAUUAGAUGAUAUUAAAAUACAUGAAGCAAGGGCGAUUGGAGUUUCAGACUCGAAGGAAAUUGACAUAGAUGAGUCGACUGAAGUUACAGAAGUAACGGAAGAAUAUCAAUCUGACACAGAUGAUACAAUUGAUUCUGAACAUUCUAAUGUAAAUGCACCGACCAUAGAAGGCAUCGAAGAGAGUAACAAGACAACCUUACAAGAAGCAUUGUGUCUUGCUGUUCGACCAUCUAAAUUGAAACCAUGUAUCAAAAUAGAAGAGCUUGAAGAUGCUGUUGCAGCUCUUCUCAUAUUUAUUGAGUCUUCAGUUGAUCAACAGGAUAUUUUACAAGAUUAUUUCCAGACUAUAAAAAUUCCGCAGUCAGUUUUAAAACUCUGGGACGAUGGAUCAAACCAACCUAAAAUUUCAAAUUUGCAGAGUUCGAGCAUUACCUUGAAAAAGAAAAGAAGUGAAAGAAGAAGUCAUCAAAUCGAACAAGUACGUCAGAACGAGAAUUUACAUGGAGAACCAAUGAGACAACAACUGAUAAGAAGGAGACAUAGAAGAAGAAGAAAUAAUGAAUCUGAAAAUGAAAGAAGUUCAACUACCCCAAGAGUACCACGAUGGACUCCACUUCCGGGACAGUCGGAGCCUUCUUCAGGUCAUGCAGAGAAGAAUUCGUGGCAAGGUUUGGUUUCACCAGGCAAAAUGCAAACUCUUCAAGAAAUGGGAUUUGAAGAGAAACAUAUUAUUCAGUCUUAUAAAGAAUUAAGGAAAAGACCAAUACUACCUUCAAGAAGAGAUGUUGCACAAGGUGGUUUUGAACCUGGUAUGGAGCUGGUUGUUGCUUGGUUAUUAGAACAUCCAUGGCAGGAAGAAGACACAGAAAAUACACCACCUAGUGAAAAUGAGGAAGACGAAGAAGAAGUAGAUGGAUUUACGAUUAUUGAAAAUGACGCAUUCGGUUUACGACAACAUUUACUUGAGCAAUCGUCUACUGAAUCUGAUCCUUCAACAUCUGAUGACAAGACUGAGGAUGAAAUGAAUUUGCCGGCUUUACCAUCCAUGGCUACUUCCACAAUUGAUGAACCAGAAGAGGAAAACAUACAAACAAUUAAUUACAAAAAACCUUCAGAAUUUGCCAGCUCUGAUGAAUAUGCAAAAUAUAUUCGAGAAAACAUCAAGGUUGGCAUGUUGAUAAAAUGUUGUAGAUCAUAUGAAGAUGUCAUGGAAGGAGACAUUGGUACGGUGUUGAGACUUGAUCAUGAUGGUCUGCAUGAUCUUAAUGUUCAUGCUGCAUGGAUUUCAAAAGGAGGAACAUAUUGGGUUCGAUAUAUUCAUGUUGAAAUGGUCGAAGAUAACUCGAAACAAGCAAAUACUAAGUUAAGUGAAAAUACAAAAGCAAUAACAGUUGGAGACAAGGUUCGAGUGAGACCGUCUGUUUCUGUUCCAAAAUAUAAAUGGGGUUCAGUCAAACAUAGUUCUGUUGGAAAAGUAAUCAGUAUUUCUGGAACAGAUGCCGUGGUUAACUUCGAAGAACAGCAGCAUUGGACGGGAUUGAUGACAGAAUUAGAACUUGUUGAAGAAAGUCAUCAACAAGUUACUUGCGAUAAUUGCCAGGCAAAUCCAAUUGUUGGAGCAAGAUACAAAUGCUCUGUGUGUUAUGAUUACGAUUUAUGUGAAAAGUGUUUCAAAGCAUUCCAACAUGCUACACCUCGUCAUGUAUUUGAUAUGAUUGAAAAUCCUGGAGCGACAAAAGUUCGAACGACUGCAAGUGGAGAUGCCAGUAAUCCUAGGCGAGCGUCUGCACGCUCAAUUACUGAACUUGAUGUUGCAUUUUCACCAGCGGGAAGUAAUUCAAAAGAAUCUUCUAAAGGACAGACAACCCCGCUUCCAAAAGAAACAACAACUUGGAAAAAAUUAGUAGAUAAUUUGGAAGCGUCAUCUGGUAAUGAUACGAUUGGUUAUUUACUUGAUGGCAAUGAUGAAACAUACUGGAAGUCGACCGGUACUUUGGGGGAACAUAAACUUACAUUGCAUAUGAGACAAGGUGCAGUUGUGACAAGUUUGGUCAUGCAGGUUGAUCCAGAUGAUAGCAGCUACAUGCCAAGUCUCGUUAAUAUCACAUUAUCAAAUGGCGAUGAUCAAAAAUCAAGAACAAUACGUAUCCAACCUUCAGCCAAACAUGUUUUGUUGUUGCGAGAUUGUGAUAAACCAUAUGACAGAAUAAUAAUCAAUAUUAAAAAGUGCAAAAGCUUUGGAAUCGAUUGCAAGAUUCAUAGCCUGUUUAUCAAAGGCUACCUACUUCCACCUAAACGUGUUUCUUCUGCGAUCGGAAAAUCAAAACAUUUUAUUGGAAAAGGAAAACAAUCAUCUGAUGACAGAAAACUUCAACAACUGUAUUUAGCUUCUGAUUCUGAAGAAGAUUGUGAAAAGUCACCUGGACAAACUGGACGUGGCAAGAAGCGUUCAUCAGGUGCAGUGGCAACCAAAGUAUAUGGAUGGGGUCUUAAUGAUAAAGAUCAACUUGGGGGACCAAAAGGAUCGAAGAUCAAAACUCCUCUCUUCUCAGAAAAACUCUCAUCACUGAAAGUUGCUCAAAUAACUGGAGGAUCAAAAAGUUUGUUCAUUGUCACUCAGGAAGGAAAGGUUUAUACUUGUGGUGAAUCAACAAACGGACGACUUGGUUUAGGACUUGUGACUUCGAAUGUAUCAACACCAACCAUUGUUUCACAUUUAUCGUCCUAUUAUGUCAAGAAAGUUGCUGUUCACAGUGGUGGACGACAUGCAAUGGCACUCACCUCAACAGGAGUUGUUUUUUCCUGGGGAGAUGGAGAGGAUGGAAAAUUAGGACAUUGUAAUAGAGCGGAUUGCCACAAACCACGACUAAUCGAGGCACUUAAAGGAGAACUGAUUGUUGAUAUAGCAUGUGGAAGUUCACAUAGUGCUGCAGUUACAUUGAAAGGUAGAUUGUAUACCUGGGGACAAGGGAAUUAUGGAAGAUUGGGACAUGGAGACAAUGCAACUCAAUUGAAACCAAAGUUUAUUAUGGCAUUGCAUGGAGUUCAUGUUGUGAAAGUUGCUUGCGGAAGCAGAGAUGCUCAGACUGUAUGUUUAUCGAGAAACGAAGUCGUGUAUUCCUGGGGAGACGGAGAUUUUGGAAAAUUAGGAAGAGGAGGGAGUGAAGGUUGUUCAACCCCACAAAUUGUUGAUAAAUUGAAUGAUAAAGGAAUUAUUGAUAUCGGUUGUGGAGCACAAUUCUCACUUGCAUUGAGUAAAACAGGAAAAAUAUGGACAUGGGGAAAAGGAGAUUAUUUUCGACUUGGACAAGGACACGAUCAACAUGUCAGACAUCCAACUAUUGUCAGCGGACUUGCCGAUAAAAAUAUUGUUAAAGUUGCCGUUGGUGCCCUGCAUUGUGUAGCUGUUACUGAUGCUGGAGAAGUUUAUUCAUGGGGAGACAAUGAUCAUGGACAACAAGGUAACAGCACAACCACAGUUAACAGAAAACCAGCUCUUGUUGAAGGUUUAACUGGAAUCAAAAUAUCUAAUGUUGCUUGCGGGUCAAGCCACAGCGUUGCAUGGUCUGUGGCUGAUGAAAAUCACAGCGGUUUGUUUGAGCCCAUAAGAUUUCCAGUUAUGAAGGAUUGUCUUGGAGAAUCAUAUGCACCUCAUGCAGAUCAUACCAGAAACAGAAACAAAAGUCUCAGAAAAACUCUUCUAUGUAUCUCUGGGGGAUAUUAUAAACCUAAAAUUGAAGAUUCGUCGUACGAUAAACCAAAACCAGAAGUUCGGCCAUCUCUGGCCAAAAUAUUGUUGUCACUCAAUGCUUAUGAAGGAAAAAAGUCAGCUCUGAAAACUGUUUUUCAGACUCUUCAGAUUCAUUUUGCUCGUGCACUUGUCACGCGUGCAUUACUACCAUCAAAAUAUGUAAAAGAAGAAAACGAAACAUCUUUGAAGAAUCAAGAAAUUUUAAAACCAAUAGCACUAUCUCCAACACCUUCUAAAAUUGACACAAGUGAUGUUCCAACCACUGCAAGAGUUGCAACAAACGAAUCAAUUAACGAUGAACCUGGGCCUUCAACUUCACAAAGCCAAACUUCUUUGUUUCCCGUUGAAAUCACAUUGGAGCCAUCUACAAGUGGGUCGUCCCACAGCAUCACUAACUCAAAGCAUCUUGAAGCAAAAAUUUCAGAUCAUGCAAUGGCGUCUCUCAUUGCCGAAACAAUCACACGUCCAGAGGAAAUAACUUUGCCUACUCCCAAAAAGCUGACAGAAGCCGUUGAUAUGACUGAAGACAUAAUAGAAAUAGAGGGAGUGAAAAAAAUUCAAGAUGUGGAAAUUUAUGCAGAACUUGCACUGCAAGACACAAAGAAUAUUGCUGAUUUGUUAAAGCUUGGUAUUGCAGGAAGACUGACUGAUGAACAAUAUGUUUCAGCCUGUCAUGCCAUACAACAUCUUGUAAAACACAAUCCAAAGGUCACACAACUUUUGCUGAACAAUUGUGUGCUGGAAUUGUCAGAUGUAACGAACGAUGCUGAAUCGAAAGGAUUUGAAAUGAGACCCGUUGUUCAGGAAAGUACUCAUCCAUAUGCUGAUGAUUCUGAAAUUUCUGGAAGUGUCAAAAUACCCGGAGCUAAUGGACUUCGCUUAGAAUUUGACAGUCAGUGUUCGACAGAAAGCAGACACGAUGUCUUAUCAAUAAAGGAUAAAACCACAAUGAUUUGUCAGUUAUCAGGUCGCGAUCAGACUGAUUGGUCAAAAGUAAUCAAUAUUGAAGGAGAUGAAAUCAAUUGGAGUUUUAAAAGUGAUGGAUCUGUAAAUGGAUGGGGAUGGAAGUUUAUAGUUUAUCCCAUUUGUUGCAUUGGUGAGAUGGAAGAAGAAAACAUCUCAAAAUUAUCCGAUUCAAAUGUCAUUUGUCGUCCUUUAGUUUCGUUCAUUUCGCAAAUUUUGGAAGUUAUUUUUCCAUCUGAUCUGAAUCAUCAACAAAUGUGGUCGGAAAAAACACUUUCGAAUUUGAUCGCAACAAAAGGAGAGGUUUUUGGACCGAUCGUUGCGGUAUUGACAGGAUGUGUACGAAUUAGUCUGAUAGGUUACGAAGUGAAAUUGUGGGCAUUACAACUUCUUCAAAAUAUCAGAAGAAAUCUUUGUCUGUUAAUAUCAAACAUUGAAGAUUUACAAACAAUAUUUCAACCAUUGCUAAAAGUCUUGCCUGACCUCAUAUCUACACAAUACAAGUAUGAAGAACCUUGUAUUAAAAAUGGAAGACAAUUGAUGUACAGUCCUUUCUUGAGGGUACUUCUAGAACUAGCAAGCGAUCUUCGAUUGAAUUAUAUUGCAAAACGUGAAGAAAGACAAAAAUUACUGACUUUUUCCGAUUAUUUCUUGGCAAAAGAAAGUAUGAAUGCUUUAGUGAAUCGAACACAAUUCCCUGUGCAAUUUAUACAGAAAGUCUACGAAAAACUAGAUGAAGUCACCGGUGAUGUGGAUGAUGAAGAUAUAGAUGAAAAUAAUUUUAUUUUUACUCAAGAAAUGGACGAACAAUUAGUCAUGUGGAUUAAUAAGAGUCCAAGCGAUUGGACAAAAUCAUGGGGAGGAAGUGGACAGAUAUUUGGUUGGGGUCACAAUCACAGAGGUCAACUUGGAGGUAUAGAAGGGGCAAAGGUGAAAGUACCGGCAUUAUGUAGUACGCUGAUUUCUCUUCAACCUGUCUGCCUCGCUGGUGGAGAACAAACCUUAUAUUCUGUGACUGGUGAUGGCAAGGUUUAUGCAACUGGUUAUGGAGCAAGUGGUAGACUGGGAAUUGGAAGUAGUGACUCCAUUGCUUUACCAACAUUAUUGGAAUCUAUUCAACAUGUCCACAUAUGCAAGGUAUCUGUCAAUUCAGGUGGCAAACAUAUAUUAGCACUUUCCUCCGAUGGUGAAGUUUACAGCUGGGGUGAAGGUGGUGAUGGAAAGUUGGGGCAUGGCUCAAGAACGUCACAUGACAGGCCACGCAUCAUUGAGUCUCUGAGAGGAGUUGAAGUUGUCGACAUAUCAGCUGGUGGAUCUCAUAGUGCCGCUAUAUCAAGUCGUGGUAAAUUAUACACAUGGGGAAAAGGAAGAUACGGAAGGCUAGGACAUGGUGAUAGUGAGGAUAGACUGAAACCCAAAAUGGUUGAAGUGCUCGAUGGUUAUCAUGUUCGAUGUGUAGCUUGUGGAAGUGGAGAUGCUCAGACAUUAUGUGUGACCUAUAAAGAUGACAGCAUGGAAGAAAGUGGCAUUGUGUGGUCGUGGGGGGAUGGUGAUUACGGAAAACUAGGUCGUGGAGGAAGUGAAAUGUCAAAAGUUCCAGUUCAAAUCGAUGGUUUGAAGAAUAAAUAUAUUAUAUCAGUGAAAUGUGGAAGCCAGUUCUCACUUGCUUUGUCAAAAGCAGGUCUUGUCUAUACAUGGGGCAAAGGUGACUAUUUUCGUCUUGGCCAUGGCACAGAUCAACAUGUUCGAUUUCCUAAAGUCGUUGAAGAUUUACGAGGAAGGAAAGUAAUUGAUGUUGCUACUGGAUCAUUACAUGUUAUCGUUUGCACUGAGGAAGGAGAAGUCUAUGCAUGGGGUGAUAAUGAUGAAGGACAGAUUGGAGAUUCAACAACGCAAGCAGCUGAGAGGGUAGUUUUAAUAAAGUCACUCUCAGAUCAAGGCGUUGAUAGAGUAGCUUGUGGAUCAGCGCAUAGUAUCGCUUGGUCGACUGGAAAUUCGAGAUUGAGACAUGGAUCAAAACAACAUAAUCUACCAAUGUCUGUUCCUCUGAAGUAUAAUUUACUGCAAGGAAUGCAUAUAUCAAUAUUAAGAAAUCGGUUGGUCCUGCUCAGUCAAUUUACAGAACUCUUCUGUUCUUGCAUUAAAUUCUUCACUCUCAUUGAUAACUCAUGGAGACAUUCACCAGUCUCAUCACUUGCAAAGGAUCUCAUGACCAGUCAUCCAAUUUAUUCAACCUCCUCAUGCUUUCCUGAUGAAGUUCGAGGCUUAUUAAUUAACUCAGGAAAAGAAUGUGUUUUCCGUAAAGUUGUUCAAACAACGAUGGUUCGAGAUAAACAUCAUGGACCAAACAUUGAGUUGAAUAGAAUUGAGAUUAAAGGUCUGAAGAAAAGUGGUCAACCUCUUACUGGCAACGAUAUAUGGAUAACUGUUUUGUCUCAAGCAACGAAGAAUAUGGACAGAUUAUUGCCAGACAGUGUCUUGCUACCACACAGAGUUUGGAAAGUUAAAUUUAUAGGUGAAUCAGUUGAUGACUGUGGCGGUGGAUAUAGUGAAUCAAUUGCAGAAAUUUGCGAUGAACUGGAAAAUGGUUCUGUUCCUCUUCUGACGCAGACUCCAAAUGGACGUGAUGAAGCAGGAGCUAACAGAGACUGUUUUGUUCUCAAACCACCUCUGCCUGAAAGUGAAGACAUCUUUCAUUCUGCUUAUCAUAGACUUUUCAAAUUUGUGGGUAUUUUGAUUGGAAUUGCUAUCAGGACUGGAAGUCCUCUCAGUUUGAAAUUUGCAGAACCAGUUUGGAAAUUAAUAUCGGGACAAUCUCAAUGUUUGACUGAUAUUUCAGAAGUCGAUAAGGAUUUCCUGCCCAAACUCAUGUUUAUACGAGAUGCAGAUGCAGAAGAACUUAAUUCAAUGAAUCUACCAUUCUCAGUUCAAAAUAUUGUUGGAAAGGAUGUCCAAUUGAACAAAUUGCAUUCUACUGUAACUGUUGGAAACAGAAACGAAUAUAUUCGUCAAGCUAUCCAAUUCAGAUUGCAUGAAUUUGACGAUGUUGUACAGCAUGUUCGAGAUGGUAUUGCACAUGUUGUUCCUCUGCCUUUGAUAUCCUUAUUUACUGCACAAGAACUUGAAACAAUGGUUUGUGGUAGUCCUGACAUUCCCAUUUCGCUUCUCAAGUCAGUGGCCUCUUUCAAAGGUGGCUCAUCUGACGAUCAACUUCAAAAAUGGUUUUGGGAAAUCAUGGAAUCUUUAACAAAUGAAGAAAAAUCUUUGUUCUUGAGAUUUGUUUGGGGUCGAACUCGAUUGCCAAGAACAAUCGCAGAUUUCAGGGGGAGGGAUUUUGUCAUACAGGUAUUGGACAAGUACCAUCCUGCAGAUCAUUAUCUACCAGAGUCUUACACAUGUUUCUUCUUGUUGAAACUGCCGAGAUAUAGUUCAAAGGCGAUCAUGGAUGAAAAGUUGAAGUAUGCAAUCUACUUUUGCAAAUCAAUCGAUACCGAUGAUUAUGCGAGGAUGAAUUUGAAUGGUGAAAAUGAAGAAGAAGAUUUAGAAGAUCUUGUUGCAAAUGCAUUACGAGUGACAGAAAUUGCCAGACAACAGCCGAGUACAUCAGGCGUUAGAACUGCAGUGAGUGCCGCCGCUACAGCAGUGGAACGUCUCCGCUCUCAGGUACGAACUACAAGCUUAAAUCUUUUGUCACGUUACUCUUCAAGUUCCACAAGAUAUUUACAAAGACACAGACGAGCACGAGCAAGCACCCUCUUGUCACGUCGUACAGACUUAGACCCAAGUACUGCCACAGCGAUAAGAAACGCUUUGUUUAGUGACAAUGAUGAAGAUAGUUGGACGAGUGGACCGGAUUCCAAUUCCGACACUGAUUCAUGGUAAAAUAUAUAGUAUAUUAUCUGGUAGUUUCAUAUUCGACUAACCAAGUACACUGUGUCUUCUUCGAAGAUGUACUCUUGACGUUGAUUGUAAAAAUAAAUUUGUGUGUAUGUGUGUAUCAA